Molossus molossus (Pallas's mastiff bat) is the source of this 633-nucleotide messenger RNA. Its product is annotated as P-selectin glycoprotein ligand 1-like. Bases 1 to 633 code for a protein of 210 amino acids. The transcript is spliced from 3 exons. The record is from RefSeq and is a predicted model, not a curated record. NCBI's taxonomy places the organism in Eukaryota, Metazoa, Chordata, Mammalia, Chiroptera, Molossidae.
AUGAAGCUGGGUCAUGGCCAUAUCCGUGUUUCAGCUCGUGGGAUAGAGAAAGAAAGGCCAAGUGGCAAAUGGUUCUGCCCUCGCCUCCCCUUGGCCUGCGUCUUGCUGGCUGGCGCUGCAGAACCUAGUUCAGAGGACGCAGUCACCGCAGAACCUACUUCAGAGGACGCAGUCACCGCAGAACCUAGUUCAGAGGACGCAGUCACCGCAGAACCUACUUCAGAGGACGCAGUCACUGCAGAACCUAGUUCAGAGGUCGCAGUCACUGCAGAACCUAGUUCAGAGGACGCAGUCACUGCAGAACCUAGUUCAGAGGACGCAGUCACUGCAGAACCUAGUUCAGAGGUCGCAGUCACUGCAGAACCUAGUUCAGAGGACGCAGUCACUGCAGAACCUAGCUCAGAGGACGCAGUCACUGCAGAACCUAGCUCAGAGGUCGCAGUCACCGCAGAACCUAGCUCAGAGGACGCAGUCACCGCAGAACCUAGUUCAGAGGACGCAGUCACUGCAGAACCUAGUUCAGAGGCCGGGGACGGAGUCACCGCAGAACCUAGUUCAGAGGGCGCAGUCGCCGCAGAACCUAGUUCAGAGGGCGCAGUCACUGCAGCCUUUCUCUUCAGCGGGCUGGUCUGA